UGUACUCCUAGAAUCCUUCCCGGGACUUCCAAUUGUACUAGUAGAAUCCUUCCCAGAACUUCCAGUUGUACUAGUAGAAUCCUUCCCGAAUCCCUGCCAGGACUUCCAAUUGCACUCGUAGAAUCCUUCCCAGGAUUUCCAAUUGCACUCGUAGAAUCCUUCCCAGGAUUUCCAAUUGUACUCGUAGAAUCCUUCCCAGGACUUCCAAUUGUACUCGUAGAAUCCCUGCCAGGACUUCCAAUUGCACUCCUAGAAUCCUUCCCGGGACUUCCAUUUGUACUCGUAGAAUCCUUCCCGGAACUUCCAAUUGUACUCGUAGAAUCCUUCCCGGGACUUCCAAUUGUACUCGUAGAAUCCUUCCCCGGGACUUCCAAUUGUACUCGUAGAAUCCUUCCCGGGACUUCCAGUUGUACUAAUAGAAUCCUUCCCGGGACUUCCAAUUGUAUUCGUAGAAUCCCUGCCAGGACUUCCAAUUGCACUCGUAGAAUCCUUCCCAGGAUUUCCAAUUGUACUCGUAGAAUCCUUCUCGGGACUUCCAAUUGUACUCGUAGAAUCCUUCCCAGGACUUCCAAUUGUACUGGUAGAAUCUCUGCCAGGACUUCCCAUUGUACUCGUAGAAUCCUUCUCAGGACUUCCAAUUGUACUCGUAGAAUCCUUCCCAGGACUUCCAAUUGUACUCGUAGAAUCUCUGCCAGGACUUCCAAUUGUACUCAUAGAAUCUCUGCCAGGACUUCCAAUUGUACUCGUAGAAUCUCUGCCAGGACUUCCAAUUGUACUCGUAGAAUCCUUCCCAGGACUUCCAAUUGUACUCGUAGAAUCCUUCCCAGGACUUUCAACUGUACUAGUAGAAUCCUUCCCGGGACUUCCAGUUUUACUAAUAGAAUCCUUCCCGGGACUUCCAAUUGUACUCGUAGAAUCCUUCGCGGGACUUCCAGUUGUAGUCGUAGAAUCCUUCCCAGGACUUCCAAUUGUACUUGUAGAAUCCUUCCCAGGACUUCCAAUGGGACUUGCUGA
This is a messenger RNA of Staurois parvus, 1014 nucleotides long. The record is from the annotation of a GenBank genome assembly. NCBI's taxonomy places the organism in Eukaryota, Metazoa, Chordata, Amphibia, Anura, Ranidae.